Molecule: messenger RNA, 944 nt
Organism: Eptesicus fuscus (big brown bat)
Lineage: Eukaryota; Metazoa; Chordata; Mammalia; Chiroptera; Vespertilionidae
Gene: PRELID1
Product: PRELI domain containing 1
Exons: 5
Coding region: 194-853 (219 amino acids)
Biological process (GO): phospholipid transport
Cellular component (GO): mitochondrial intermembrane space
Molecular function (GO): phosphatidic acid transfer activity
Source: RefSeq, a predicted model, not a curated record
ACAGCGAGUCUGCGCCGGAAGUGGCGGGCGGCCCGACAACUCCUCAUGGCGGCGGCUGCUGUUGGGGUGCAGUGGGGCGGUGACUGAGCUGGUGCCUGGCGGGCGUGCGCCGAGCCCGGGCCUGGCCUCCGCGUGCCCCCCGGGCUCUGCACCCCUGAUGCUGCUCGGGUGCUGACCCCGCCCGGCCGGGACAAUGGUGAAGUAUUUCCUGGGCCACAGCGUGCUCCGGAGUUCCUGGGACCAAGUGUUCGCUGCCUUCUGGCAGCGGUACCCGAAUCCCUAUAGCAAACAUGUCUUGACGGAAGACAUAGUGCACCGGGAGGUGACCCCUGACCAGAAGCUCCUGUCCCGGAGACUCCUGACCAAGACCAACAGGAUGCCCCGCUGGGCCGAGCGACUAUUUCCUGCCAAUGUUGCUCACUCAGUGUACAUCCUGGAGGAUUCUAUUGUGGACCCACAGAACCAGACCAUGACCACCUUCACUUGGAACAUCAACCACGCCCGGCUGAUGGUGGUGGAGGAACGAUGUGUUUACUGUGUGAACUCUGAUAACAGCGGCUGGACCGAAAUCCGCCGGGAAGCUUGGGUCUCCUCUAGCUUAUUUGGCGUCUCCAGAGCUGUCCAGGAAUUUGGUCUCGCCCGGUUCAAAAGCAAUGUGACCAAGUCAAUGAAGGGUUUUGAAUACAUCUUGGCCAAGCUGCAAGGCGAGGCCCCUUCCAAAACCCUUGUUGAGACGGCCAAGGAAGCCACGGAGAAGGCAAAGGAGACGGCACUGGCAGCUACAGAGAAGGCCAAGGACCUUGCCAGCAAGGCAGCCACCAAGAAGCAGCAGCAGCAGCAGCAGUUCGUGUAGCCAGCCCAGACCCUGGUGCGGCAGCACCCCACCCACCUGCUGCACCCCUCUGCCCUCCCCCCUGUAUUUUACUAUUAAAAGUCAACUUCCA